GCUAGAUACGUAAAUAGCCUAGAUACUCAAGGCGGGCGCUCUUCAAUCGUAAUUUCUUAUUCCCAUUUGAGAUUUCUUAAGUUCUAUAAGAGAAAAAUGGCUUCAAGCAGCUGUGAGGAGGAGCGUUCGAGCGAAACAGCAUUGGAACCUAAGUCUGUAAGACGAAGCCCACGUUUAAAUCCUGUAUCUCAGGAGCUUAUGACCACGGAGAAGGAAGCAAUUCCAACUCCCAAUGAACCUUCAACUUCGAGAGGAAUUAUCAAGGCUUCAGGUGAGGAAACAACGACGCCGUUGCGUCGUAGUAAAAGGAUUGCCGCGAAACUGAAAACUGCAGUUCCAUCACAACAAAUGAAGCAGAAAAAGAGCAUUGUGAAAAGAAAACUAAAAAUAAAAAAAUCUGUGCAGAGAAAGAACUGGAAGAAGCGCAUUGUGGAAACAGUCACAGUUUCAGUGACUACUUAUGAAAUGACGGAAGCAACAGAUCUCUCAAUCAUGGAUCUCCUCAGUGACACCGAGUCAGAUUUUGACGAGUCAGAUUUCUUUUUACCUUAAACAUUUCAG
This is a messenger RNA of Argiope bruennichi, 561 nucleotides long. RefSeq lists its product as uncharacterized. The coding region runs from base 97 to 552 and encodes 151 amino acids. The transcript has 9 exons. Lineage: Eukaryota; Metazoa; Arthropoda; Arachnida; Araneae; Araneidae. The record is from RefSeq and is a predicted model, not a curated record.